CAUGCGGCCCUGUCGCAUGUGCCCUUGUCACCUGGAAGCGGCAAUUCCAAGGUUGACAGCCUUGUCAAGCGUUUGCAGCCGCAGCCCCAACGACAACCCCCCAUCUUCGACCUGCUCGCAGCCUCCAACGCCCGCCGCGUGGACGAUAUAGACAAUUCGGUGUCGAACACGCACCACAACGACUUAUAUUCCCGACGAACGGGCAUAACAAGCCCAAGAGACAAUUCCCAUGAUGAAUCGACCAGGCGCUGUACCACAAUCGCUCCGCGGCGUACCCGGCGGCGGAUUCGGUGGCCAGCAGCAGCAGCAGCAGCAACAACAACAAUCGGGUCGGGCCUUGGCGAAUAGGUUACCGAACGGGAAGAUAGGGCCGAUAGGAAAUGGGCCGGGGUGGUUCGGCGGGAUGCCUAUGGGAGGGAGCGCAAGCGUUCCCCCGGGCGCCGCCAGGCAAAUAGGGGGGAAUGUCAGCUUUGCGCAAAGCUUGACGGGGUCACAGCCGGCCACCCCUUUGGAUUUAUCGGAGUUUCCAUCCUUGUCCAAUACGUCCCAGCUCACCUCAACAGCGCAAACAUCAAUGUGGUCAGCACAAGGGCCACGAAAUCUCGGCGGAGGGAUACACCGAGGAGCAGGAACCCCGCUUUCAUCGCAGCAGACCCAGCAAGACGAUCUGUUUGCCUCCCGCCUGUCGACUGGCCAGGGUUCGUUCAGAUUUGGCAACCAAGGAAACACCGCGCAAGCGUCUCAAUCACUGUCGAGCGUGACCGACGAAUUUCCGCCGCUAAACCGUGCAGCGAAUGGAGAGAUCGGCGGGCAGGAUCGCGGGGGGAAUCUGAUGUCAAACCUGGGGUUCGGCGCUCCUGGUUCGGCGGCCGGGUCAGCCAUGCACGCCAGUCGCGCAGGUAACGGGUUAUUGAGUGCGCUCUCUGCAACGUCACGCACCGCAGACGUCCGCUCUCCAACUGCGAUAGGGCGACCCCAGGAUCUUCGCAGCCCGGUCGGUGAGGACGAACCGCGCCAGAAGCCAGCGGGUUAUCGCGAGGAGCCGGCGGACGGGGUAGGCGGGAGAAACCCCCUGGGCGCCAUCGGCAACGAUGCCCCAACAGGCAAAGGCAAGGACGAAGAGAAGCCACCAACCAACCAAGUACAGGAUCCGCUUGAAGGGAUGGCGCUCAUUGAUAAAUGGGGGCUUAAGGGUCUCCGGACCUUGAUGAACAAUUUUCCCGAUUACAACGCGCUGACAUGCGGCAUCGAUCCGUCGUUGCUGGGGGUGGACAUGCGUUCGACAGAUACAUUGUCGACAAAGGUCUAUUCACUCUUCGACGACGUUCCACCGAGAUCACCCGUGCCGAAGUUCCGUCUUCCAGACUGCUACCAUGUUAAGAAUGUGCAGCCGAUUGAGGCCAAGAUUUCGAGCUUCAACGAGGAAACCUUGAUGUGGAUCUUCUACAGUUGUCCACGGGACAUCAAGCAGCAGAUGGCGGCAAUCGAGCUAAACAACCGCAACUGGAGGUGGCACAAGAAAUACCAGUUCUGGUUGACCAAAGACGACAUCAUGGCGCCUCAAAAUCUCGGCCCUGGGCACGAGCGCGGCUACUACAUUGUCUGGGACACAGUCAACUGGCGCAAGGAGCGGCGAGAGCUGAUGCUGCAAUACGCAGAUCUCGAUACCACGCCCACUGCUCAGCUGCAAAGCUUAGGGGCCUGAAUCUUUGGAUCUUGCGUUGCCGAGGACGGCAAACGAAAACAAGGCGCACAAAGUGUCUGCACAGGGCAAGGCUGCAGGGAAACAGGGUUACGCAUGUUUGUAAGGUACCUCGUGCCUAGGGACGGGAGUGUCCCGCGGGAAAAUUAUGAAGCAGGAAUUGGCGCAAGAAUGAAUAUGACACGAGCGCCUUUCGGGGAUGCUCUUACAAUAUGGAUGCCCAGUUGAGGUUUUCAACUGGCUUUCUGAAAGGCGCGACGUCCAUGUCUUGUACAUGUAAGGUAGGUGCGGUACCUACCAGCAGCUACUUAUGUACGGAGGGAGUAGUAAGGUAACUCGAAGUCCGUAAUCAUUACCUACGGUAGGGAGUGAAGUAAUCAAAUAACAAAGAGGCAGGUGG
Molecule: messenger RNA, 2102 nt
Organism: Chaetomium strumarium
Lineage: Eukaryota; Fungi; Ascomycota; Sordariomycetes; Sordariales; Chaetomiaceae
Exons: 6
Coding region: 230-1705 (491 amino acids)
Biological process (GO): regulation of DNA-templated transcription; nuclear-transcribed mRNA poly(A) tail shortening
Cellular component (GO): P-body; CCR4-NOT core complex
Source: RefSeq, a predicted model, not a curated record